Messenger RNA from Hibiscus syriacus, 862 nucleotides. RefSeq names its product transcription factor bHLH96-like. The transcript has 3 exons. Gene Ontology annotation, molecular function: DNA-binding transcription factor activity, RNA polymerase II-specific; RNA polymerase II cis-regulatory region sequence-specific DNA binding; protein dimerization activity. Lineage: Eukaryota; Viridiplantae; Streptophyta; Magnoliopsida; Malvales; Malvaceae. Gene Ontology annotation, biological process: regulation of transcription by RNA polymerase II. The record is from RefSeq and is a predicted model, not a curated record. Bases 1 to 855 code for a protein of 284 amino acids.
AUGGCGUUGGAAGCUGUGGUGUUUCAGCAAGAUCCUUUCAUUUAUGGCGUUGGUUUUCAACAACAACAAGAACAAAAGGCUAAUUACUGCAACACUGAGGAAAUGCUUGCUAAAAGUGGAGGCUUCGGUUUCGGUGCAACAUGGGGCACUUCAUUAUUCUCUCCGACGGACCCAUCGCCAGUCGACGUUCGGUCUUGCCGGCCGAGGAGACGGCGAGUCAAAGUUGUCAAGAACAGACAGGAAAUAGAGAAUCAGAGGAUGACUCAUAUUGCUGUUGAAAGAAAUAGGAGGAGACAGAUGAAUGAUUAUCUUGCUCAAAUUAGGUCUAUGAUGCCCAACUCUUACGCUCAAAGGGGGGAUCAAGCAUCAAUCAUCGGAGGAGCAAUUAAUUUCGUAAAGGAGUUGGAGCAUUUUCUUCAGUCUUUAGAAGCACGGAAAAGCAUGGCAAAAACACCAGAUAAUUCCAACCCUUUUUCAUCACUCUUCUCAGAUUUCUUUUCCUUUCCCCAGUACUCAACUGGCUCCAACGGUACCCACCUUAGCUAUGCCGUUGCCGAGAAUGGGUCAUCAUCACCGUCGCCCUCCGUUGCGGAUGUCGAAGUGACAAUGGUGGAUAGACACGCCAACGUCAAAAUACGAUCGAAAAAACAUCCAAAACAGCUCUUCAGCAUGGUCUCGGGGAUUCACUCUCUAGGCCUCCUCGUGCUUCACCUUAACGCCACAUCUGUUGAAAAUAUGGCCCUUUAUUCCUUCAGCGUCAAGAUUGAAGAGAAUUGUCAGCUAACAACAGUGAAUGAAGUUGCAGCAGCUGUUUAUGAACUGCUGGAUAGGUUUCAAGAAGAGGCAACUGCUUAAUUCAUGU